AUGCUUAGGGCGGCGGUGUUAUUGUGCACCGUGGGUCUGGUUGUCGCCACGCCAGCCGUGGUGAGGACCAGAGAGCAGAUUCAGAGCUUCAGACACUUCUUAGAGAGCACUAUGACCAGUGAUGGCCGACAAUUCAUCGCAAGGAAUAUGGCUUCGCCGCUUGCCAACCCUGAAGAAAACAGCGGCAAAUACCAGGGUGACAUAGUCCUCGACAAUUUCAUCAUCGAAUCGAUGCUGAUGGAGUACGCUCUAGGAAGAAAUGCCUACAUCUGGCCCGAUACGAAGUGGCCAGCUAAUACUGUUGUCUGGCAGUUUGGAGAGGGGGAAUUCAGUCCAUUACAGGAAGCAGCAAUCGAAGAAGGCAUAAGGGAUAUUGAAGAAAACACGUGCAUUAAGUUCCGUUACCGCGAGCCCGAAGACACCGUCUUUGUUAAUCUCACGGGUGAACCAGCCGGGUGCUACGCCGAGGUGGGCUACUGGCGGCCGCGCGGUGUGCACACGAUGAACUUGGCGCGCGACCACCCUGGGUCCGGUUGCUUCCGCCACACGACCAUCGUCCACGAAUGGAUGCACAUCUUAGGCUUCUUGCACAUGCAGUCCACCCACAACAGGGACGACUAUGUCCGCAUCGUAGAGGAGAACUUGAUACCCGGUACCGAGCAUAACUUCGCAAUCUACGACUCGAGCCUUGUUGAUAACCUGGGCAUAGAAUACGACUACAGUAGCUGUCUGCACUACGGUCCUUAUGCGUUCAGUUCCAAUGGGGAGAAGACCAUCAUAGCGUUACAGGAGCACGAAGGUACAAUGGGACAACGUUUAUACAUCACGGAAAAUGACUGGCUUCGGAUCAACAGGCACUACAACUGCCCUGGUGCAUGGGAU
Molecule: messenger RNA, 882 nt
Organism: Iphiclides podalirius (scarce swallowtail)
Lineage: Eukaryota; Metazoa; Arthropoda; Insecta; Lepidoptera; Papilionidae
Source: the annotation of a GenBank genome assembly